AACCACCGGGAGUAUCUGUUAGUUUAUACCUCCUAUAUCAUGAAACGAUGAUUAUCUUCUUCUCCGCACUCUCAUAUUUCUCACACACUCUAAGUCAUCAUACACAACAGCCAUACACUUUCACCCACCACACAUAGAUAGCUCAUUUCUCGUCUAUCUAUUUUCCGACGCUUGUACUCAUUCUCACGCCGGAGGCGCCGCGGGGCUCAAACCCCCCUCCGGUGUUGUUUUGCAGACACCCAUCCAGCAGCUACACCGCAAGACACCAGUACACGGCGGAGAAAGCACCGGAACGGGAUUUGGCGUUAUCAAUUUUAGCAGCAGAUAUUUUGGUAACGAAAUGUUUUCCAAAGCCUUGCCACUCUGGAGUGGCAUUUAUGUUUCAGAUGUAGUAGUUGUUAACAAAAUUAGUUAUAGUUGGCACUCAAAUGGGAGGGUUGGUUCUUUUAGCUUGUCUGCCCAAAGAAGAGAGACCCAAGUUGAAGAUGACAAGCUAUGGCCUUAUAAGCAGGACUUGGGUUCGUUAUCUCUGAAUCAGUUUACUGAUGAAUCAACACUGUUUCUCAAAGACUUGAACUCUCUUCCUAAACCACUAUCUGCUUCAGAGCUUUCAUUUUCUUCUAACGGCGGUGCUAAGGCGCGGGUUGCACAUCAAGGGGUGCCAGGUGCAUAUAGUGAGGCUGCUGCACUUGAAGCAUAUCCAAAAUGUGAGACUGUUCCGUGUGACCAGUUUGAAGAUGCAUUCAAGGCAGUAGAGCUUUGCUUGGUCGACAAAGCAGUACUCCCUAUUGAGAAUUUUGUGGGUGGAAGCAUCCACUGUAAUUAUGACUUGCUCCUUCAACAUAGGCUGCACAUAGUCGGCGAAGUGAAGUUAGCUGUGAACCAUUGUCUUUUAGGCUUGCCUGGAGUCAGGAAGGAGGACAUCAAGCGUGUUUUAAGCCACCCUCAGGCGCUGAGUCAAUGCGAGAUGACAUUGAACAAGUUGGGUAUUGUUAGGGUCAAUGCCAAUAAUACUGCUGCUGCUGCUCAGAUUGUAGCCGCUGAUGGCAAAAGGGAUACCGGGGCUAUUGCAAGUUCUCGAGCUGCUGAAAUAUAUGGGCUUAACAUUCUUGCUGAAAGAAUGCAGGAUGACUCUAAUAACAUCACUCGUUUUCUGAUACUUGCAAGAGAACCUAUUAUCCCACGAACUGACAGGCUCCAUAAGACGAGCAUCGUUGUCACUCUUGAAGAAGGCCCUGGGACACUAUUUAAAGCCUUGGCAGUUUUUGCUUUGAGAGAGAUCAAGUUAUUAAAGAUUGAAAGUCGGCCAAAGACAGAGUGUCCGUUACGAGUUGUAAAUGACAGUCAUAACAGGAGUGCCAAGCACUUUGACUACCUCUUUUAUAUCGACUUUGAAGCUUCAAUGACAGAGCCUCGCGCUCAAUAUGCUCUGGGACAUCUGCAGGAGUUCGCAAAGUUUAUUCGUGUCCUUGGUUGCUAUCCCGUGAGUACAGUUCAAUAAAUGUUACCUUGCUUACUUAAGAACUGCUUAUCGGAUCAGGCACCAAUAAAAUUCGCAAUACAAGUAUUCUUUCCCUCUA
This is a messenger RNA of Daucus carota subsp. sativus, 1580 nucleotides long. Its product is annotated as arogenate dehydratase/prephenate dehydratase 1, chloroplastic. Gene Ontology annotation, biological process: L-phenylalanine biosynthetic process. Gene Ontology annotation, molecular function: prephenate dehydratase activity; arogenate dehydratase activity. Lineage: Eukaryota; Viridiplantae; Streptophyta; Magnoliopsida; Apiales; Apiaceae. The transcript is spliced from 12 exons. Bases 341 to 1501 code for a protein of 386 amino acids. Gene Ontology annotation, cellular component: cytoplasm; chloroplast. The record is from RefSeq and is a predicted model, not a curated record.